Ilex paraguariensis (yerba mate) is the source of this 345-nucleotide messenger RNA. Lineage: Eukaryota; Viridiplantae; Streptophyta; Magnoliopsida; Aquifoliales; Aquifoliaceae. The record is from the annotation of a GenBank genome assembly.
AUGAAAUUUGCCAUAAUACAAGACAGUGCCACUCCCACCACAUUAAUUGUAAGGCAAUACCUCAUGCAAAUUCACAGCACGACACACUUGGCCUUCCAUCAAAAGAAAGACAAUUCAAUUGUGGCCCUCAAACUGAUUAAAGUCAUAAAACGAGAUCGGCCAUCAAUUGAGAAUGCUGAUUCUCAAUUGAAUGCCACUUAUUUCACCAAUCAGGCCAGAUUACCUCACCACCCAAAAAGAGGUGAAAUACCAGAUGUAAAGAAACCAAGGUACGAGCUCCUAGCGCUCACCCACUCUGUCAUCAUUUGUACGAUAUGCCUGUGUCUGAAUGAAAUCCUGGCUUAA